GUUGUUUGUCCCAUAAAUUGCUCAAUUAUAAGUGAUCGCCCCUAAUAACUUGCAAGUUAAGCAGGAAAUACCAGUCCAGAUAACGACUUCUGUUUUCUAUGACACUUCCUGGUUUAUUCUUGUGAGUUCCUCCCACUGGGGUGACAGUUCUAUAUAGAAUGUAAUGAAACCUGCAGCAAACGUACUUGUUCUUCUAAUUCCACCUGCACAGGAGAGCUCAGGGCUGGGGUCAAGGUAAAGCACUGUGUAUAUCUGAUCUCAUUGUGUCUGUGUCCUGAAUGGCAGUUUAGCAUUGACCAUUAGUUGUCUUGACAGCCUUGCCAUCAGGGACACUUACUGGAGUGAGCAUUCGAAAUUCAAGUUCAAAGUAAUCAAACUGGAAAAAUUCUCUCAAUUAAUCUAUGUUUCAUAUUCUGCUACUCUAGCCUUAAAUGUGACAUUUUAUUUUGGAAUUUUCACAUUAAAUAACUUUGCAUGUGGUUUUAUGCUGGGUGUGGAUAUAUUUAUAAUCAGGAAAAGAUAAGGGGGUGUAAAAAAAAAAACCAUGUCAUAGUCCAACAUAGCUCAACAAUAUUGUAUUUUAUGCUGAAAACUAAUUGUUUUAAUGGUACAGUAAAACAAAGCAGUGUAGUGUGUGUGUGUGUGUGUGUGUGUGUGUGUGUGUGUAUAUAUAUAUAUAUAUAUACACACACACAUUUGCAAUUUUUUUUAUUUUUUUUGUUUGUUUAAAUUUAUAUACACAUGCACACUGAAGUUUUGUAUGUUUAUGUGUAUAAAUGUGAAUUAUGUGUACACGGCAAUUUGCUCACCCACACACUGCGCGGUCCAUCCACUAAACUCUGACUUGCGAAUUGCAGUUAGAGUAGUUUCCAGGAUCGAUUUAUUUGUUUAAUUAACAUUUUGUAUUGAGAAUGUCUUGCAUGGAGAUAACCGCAUAUGUGUCACAGACACAUCUCAAUCAGAAGGCACACCUGCAGUGUUUCUAAAAUGGAGUUCAAUUUAACGUUUAGUGAAUAAGCUCUCUAUUUAUGGAGUGACCCUAAUCUUGUGUACAUAAAACUUUACUCCUGCCAUUGAGUCAGUGACCAUAUCCCUUUUUAUGUGUCAUCUAAUGAAGGGCUUGUUUGCCGGUUGUAAAAAUAUAUUUAGUAAAGGGGUGCGUAGGUGCUCUUGCUACACCUAGUAUUCUGGCUACACCUACUAUAAUAAAUGCCUGGAUACAUAAGUAAGGAAUUUUUUAUAUUUUGUAAGUUAGAAAAAUGUGUGUUACAUGUGAAUUACAUUUUGUGUGCGUGUGUUAUCUGUGAAUUACAUUGUGUGUGUGUGUGUGUGUGUGUGUGUGCUUUAUCUGUUAAUGAUUGUGUGUGUGUGUGUGUGUUUUGUCUGUGAAUUACAUUUUGUGUAUGUGUGCGUUUUUGAAUGUAAACAGUCUCCUAGAUUUCAAACUGAAUGUUGCUUUAGGUGCAAGGGCUGGAAUUGUGGUGGGGGCAGAAUGAUUAGAAUCAUUUUUAUUUAUUUUUUAUUUUUUUAAAAGAGGAAAAAAAGGCUUAGUAAACAUGUGAUUUACAAGUAGUAUCAAGUAAGGUUAAGUAAGGUUAAGAACAGUUACUUAAGGCCAGGCUUCCCCAAACUCCAGCCCUCCAGAUGUUGCUGAACUACAACUCCCUUUAUUGUAUGAAUGAAAUAGAUAAGCUGAGAAUCAUGGGAGUAAUGUGCUAAAAUGGCAGUAAACAUAUCUGAUUAUUCACAUUGCGAAAUGCUGGCAUCUGUGACAGUAGUAUCACUGCUGGCGAGAGAACAUAAAGGUAAAAAGGCGUUUCAUAAUAAAAAUAAAACAAUCUUUUUGGAGCUCAGUGGCAGCCAAUCCUCAGCAGAUCACGGCUAUUUCUAUUGCCGGAAACAAUGGUUGACUAGCCGUCAGCCGAUUCCCUUUUUUGGAUUACACCCUGGCAUCCGGAGGUGGCUCGGAUCCUAGGGAGAGUCUACCAGGCCAUACAAAAAAUAAAGUGAUAAGGUGAUAAGACAACAGGUCCUAAGUGGGCAUAACUGAACAAAUAAUCAUGUAGGCAAGAUUGCAGCCCUUAGCAGGCGGGAGCGUGAUACAUUUCUGCAGGUAUGUCAGGGCUGUAAACUGUGAGUUUUAUUUUAUUUUAAUUUGGUUAAUCAUCUAAUAGUAGACAAAGUGUUUUCAUAAAUAAAUAAUAUGAGUAAAUAAAUUAAUGAAACUGAUAUUGCUGCAGGUGCCUCGAUGCCUUGUUUUGGGGGAGUAUUUCAAAUAAUUUCACCAAGAUCCAUUUUUGUGUCGUUCUUUUUCGUUGUGGUUGUUGUUGUUAUGGGACUCUUAGGGUUAAUCACUUAAGUGAAUUCAAUGUGCAUUUCAAAAUCAGUACUCCUUUAAUGGCUUAAAGGCUGUAUUGAUCCUGCAGGUAAUCAAACCUGGAAACCUGAAAUUUGAACAUGUUCUAUAGUUGAUUUAUUAACUGAGCUAACCCAGUGGCUGCUGAUAAAAAAAAAAAAAACAUAUCUCCCCGAACCCUUUCUGUAAUAUAUCUCUUAAUUUGUGCAUGGUACUGUGUGUGCACCAAUAGUGACUGGAAUUCUGUAUAAAAAUGUUUGACAAAGACCCAAAAUGGCGGACACUGUAUCCAAGUCACGUGUUGCCUCUCAAAAUAGCCAAGAUGGCAGCUAUCUCUAAGUCAACUAUGCUUCUCAUUCCGAGUCUUUGACCAAGAAGUUAAAAUACACUUUCAAUUCUUAUUUUAGAGAAUAACCCUGACACUAAUCACCCGGCCCUCUUUAACUGUCAGGUACAAGGUAUCAAUUAAAUCUUAGUGCUACAGCAUUUGCAAGAUUGAUUGUUUCAGAACUUUGUGAAAUUUUGAGAAAAAAAAAAAAAGGUAAAUUCUAGCACGUUGUCAGUUAUUGGGGUGAUUGACACUGGGUCAUGCAGGGUCAGUAAUUAGAAGAAACAAAAAUUGUGCAGUACCAUCUGGCAUAUCUUGAUGUACAUGUUGCCCGUUAGGAUUUAAUUGUUUUAAUAUUUUUUUUUCCUUUUUCUACUUUUUGCCAAACUUGUGUUUUUUAAAUUUUUUUCUCAGAGAUGCCACCCCAUAGACGGAUUUACUUACUUCGGCUCGGAGUGUUGAUUGUUCUUGGAGUUGUUUUCAUCAAAUAUAAGUCUAAAAGCAGCAGGUAAGACACUUGGAAAAUAUCUAUAUAGUGAAAUACAAUUAUGGUUAUUCCUCAAAUCAUCAUUAUUAUUAAAGGAAUACUCCACAGCCGCAAAGCAAUUCAGUUUGCAGAGAUGCUUUAGGUGUUAACAAAUUGCCACUUCUUUGUCAGUUAAUAAAAGUGCUGAUUUCAAGAGAAAACAGCAGUUUUAUAAAAUGUCUAGGUUGCAUCCUCAUAGCUGUCGGACAGCCAGGACGGUACUCUACCAUGUGCUCAAGCCGCAGAGCAAGGGCUUUCUUAGAGACUUAUUGUAGGAGCAGCACGGCGAUGUGUGCACAUGUGCCUUGCCUCUCAAUGCUUCUCUAUGUGAAGCAUUCUGUUUGUUGGUAAAAUCAUCAAUGGUGAUAAUCCCCUGGCAGUCAGAGCGAAAAUGUGACUAAGAGACCCUCUCACUGCUGGAUUAGAGAUACGUUAUUUAUUUCAGGGGAAAAUAGGAGGGGGCACGCUAUCAUCUAAAAAGGCAAUACAGUGCUCCAGUGUUAUAAAUAAAUGUAUUUAUCUCUAAUGCCGGAGUACUCCUUUAAUGGCUUAAAGGCUGUAUUGAUCCUGCAGGUAAUCAAACCUGGAAACCUGAAAUUUGAACAUGUUCUAUAGUUGAUUUAUUAACUGAGCUAACCCAGUGGCUGCUGAUAAAAAAAAAAAAAACAUAUCUCCCCGAACCCUUUCUGUAAUAUAUCUCUUAAUUUGUGCAUGGUACUGUGUGUGCACCAAUAGUGACUGGAAUUCUGUAUAAAAAUGUUUGACAAAGACCCAAAAUGGCGGACACUGUAUCCAAGUCACGUGUUUGUGACAGAAUACAAGCCACAUAAAUAAGCUGUGGCUGUGGAAUUGUUUCAUUAGUUAUCAGCAUUCUGUAUACGGCACUGCACCCGUUAAUUAGGAAAGUGAUACACAAUAGAUAUUUGUGAAGAGCUAUUAUCAUGAUGUACAGCCAGGCCAUGGGCUAGUCCUCUAAUUCUUAAGAUGUGUUAUAUGUAUGGUUUUCAUUUGACUGCUUGGUACUACGACCAUGUUAAUCCACAAAACUCUAAUUUUAACUCCCAAUAAUGACAGCCAAGAGAGGUAAAAGGCUUAGGCCACAACUUUAUUGAUAAUUACAGAGUCCGCAUAAGGCUUACCCCAGUGGCUGUGUGGUAAAUCACAAGAAGAAGGUAAUUCCACCAAUUGUUAUCAUUGUGCUCAUAACCUCCAUUUCUUCCUCAAUCUGGAUGAGACCUGUCUUCCCAGAACUUAUUCACAGAGUAACCUACCUCCAGUUCCCUGCACUUGGCCAGCCAUUUUACACCCUAACAGGGCCAGGCGGGGGAUAGUUCUGCUACCCCCAUCCAGAAGAUUAAGCGCUCCUGUGCCCUUCACACUUAUAAUAUUUAUAAGCACCUUCAACCAAGUCAAUAAUUGCUCCUAACACAAACAGACCUGCUGGUAUAGUACAGCUGUCAUGAAACCCCUUCCUAAUUUUUCUAGGUGUAUAUUAGCCUAGAGAUGUACUCCAAAAUGCCAAUUCAUGUUUAGCCAGGAGAUAAAUAACAAAAAGUGGAACCACAUGUAUUUUUUCCCAGAAGCGUUAAAAAUCUGGCAGCUUCACAUUCUUACUUUAAUUAGAUUUUUUUAGUGUCACUGUUUAGUGCACACAAUGACUUUAGCAAACUGUAGCAGAUUGUUAAAUAGCUGGAGACAGCCCUCCUGGGUCAGUGAUGUCAAAAGGGGAUAUUUUACUUCCUUGUUUGCAAUGCAUGACCCGCCCAACUUCUGCAUGUUGUGUGCACACACUGGGCUCGCACACACCAACGGUUGCUGCCAUUAGCCCUGCUCUACAGUGUUUAUAAAAGACCCCAAAGACUAGAAUUAGAGGUUCCUCAUUGGUGAGCUUCUUCCUGCUCUGUGAGGGGUUUGUCUUUUGCUGGAUCCUGAUUGUGCCUGAGCAGCAGCUUCACAAACUUUGAAUGUAUUUUUUUUAUUUUUUUUAAUGUAUGUAAAAGAAUUCUCAGUGCAAUGUAGUGGUUAUGGUGUUUGGAGCGUUCCAUUUAAAAACUAGGGAACAAUCUCAUUCAAGAAUAUGUUUUUCCAAGAAUAGCUAUUUCAGGAUAUCUAUCUAUCGCUCUAUCUGUCUAUUGCUCUAUCGCCCAUAUGUGUGUUCUUGAAGACUAGUUUGAGAGCUAGUGAAGAAGGUCAUCAAGUUAGAUCUACAAAUUUAAAAAAAAUAAUUUUAUACAACUUGGUAGUUGUUAUUUUCCAUUAAAAUAUACCGUGUGUCCUGUUAAUGGAAGGGAUUCUGUCUGACACUGUGUACCAAUCAGAAAGCCAGUAUUUCGGGAAGAGAGGCCCGAGACAGCACCCUAAGGGUUUUCGCCAUACAACACCUAGCAGGACGAAGCAAAACGCCACUCCUUCUACUCUCUACCGACGCCGAAAAGGCGUUUGACUGAGUGGAUUGGUCGUUCAUGACAACAGUACUACGCCUCAUAGGAUUCACCGACACCAUACUGGCCUGGAUCGGGGCUAUCUACAACAAACCGACGGCAACAAUACGAGUGAAUGGAGCCCUAACAUAGUCUUUCCUGAUCCGAAAUGGCACUAGACAAGGGUGUCCCCUAUCCCCACUCCUGUUCGCGCUCACGCUAGAACCCCUGCUAGAAGCGAUCAGACAAAACAACAUCCAGGGAUACACGUGGAAGGCUACAACCCACAAGUUCGCCGCGUACGCGGACGACAUGCUAUUCUUUAUCACACAACCGAGAGUAACGGCUAUCUAUCGGGCCUCAAGCUCAAUCUAAGCAAAUACGAACUCCUUAACAUAAUCGACCGUUGAGAGAUCAUAGGACUAUUGCCUCGGCCUUUCCAUUUCGGUGGUGUCCAUUCCAGAUGAAAUACCUAGGGAUCUGGGUAACGAAAGACCCAAGCUCCCUCUAUCAAGCCAACUUCAUCCCUCUCCUUACUUGCAUUCAACCUGGAAUUACCCACACAUCUCAUGGCUAGGCCGCAUAGCGGUGAUCAAAAUGAACAUACUACGCAGAAUACUAUACCUAUUCCACACGAUCCCCCUAUCGAUACCGACGGCAUUUUUUGCCUCCUUAAAAGCUGCAUUCCUGACAUACAUCUGGAAUGGACACAGACCGCGACUGCGAUACCAGCUCCUCUGCCUGACCAGAAGAAAUGGAGGAUUGGCAAUCCCAGACCUGCGAAAAUACCAUCACGCAACGACCCUACAGAGAAUUCUAGAAUGGCACACUAACCCCCGACACAAACAAUGGGUGGUUCUAGAUAGGACCACGCCUGACGGCCCGUCGAUCUUCGCCUCAGUAUGGAACACAACGACAACGCGAGGCGAACUACACAAGCUCUCCCCAAUGAACCAAACUCUCCAGACAUGGUCGAAACUACGGAAAACAGCAAAUCUCUCCCCCACACCUAGCCCACUGAUCACCCUAACAGACAACCGCUCCUAGGGGGAGGACUGCCAGCAAACGCCUGGAGCUUCUUAGAGGGAGAAGACAUCGUACCCCUCCACAGAACACUGACCGCCACCGGACUGAAACCUCUAGAGCAACUGAUGGAAGACACACCGACCCCCGUGCACAGAUACAGAUAUACGCAAUUGACACAUUUUUAUCAGACGCUACCAAAUAAAGCCUCAGUACACAGAACCCAUGGUUCAAAGAGCUUUGCGACCAAAAAACAACCAUUCUGAAACCAACCUCAACCCUAUACCAAUACCUAAUAACGAACAACCAAAAUACCACACCGCCAUACAAAAGAAAAUGGGAACUCCUCCUGGACAGGACGUUCACAGACGCACAAUGGGCCAAAAUUCUAAUCCUCCACCACAAAUCCUCAAUCAACUCGUCCUAUCAAGAAAUGAAUUACAAAUUACUAACGUUCUGGUACAGAACCCCGGACCUUCUACACAAAAUAUUCCCCAACACCCCACCGACAUGCUGGAGGUGCGAGACAGAGGUGGGCACAGUGAAACACAUUUGGUGGGAAUGCGCCAAAAUCAAACCAUACUGGAACCAGAUUAUAACUCGCAUCAAAGAUGUCCUAGGAGAUACGACGAGACUGUCUAUGGAAACUAUACUUCUCCACCAUACACAAGACCCGAUCGCUAAAUACAAGCGAUCAAUCCUACGCCACCUCCUUGAUGCGGCCAAGGCAUUAAUCCCCACCCUCUGGAAACAAACCUAAGCCCCCACAAUGGAACACUGGCUAACCAGAGUAGAAGAAAUCAGAGCUGCAGAAGAAAUACACGUGACCCUGACGGAAACCCUCUCAAAGCACGUAGACAAAUGGCAACCCUGGAUAAUAUACAUAGCAAGAGGAGACCGGGGGGGGCGCGGUCGACGGGGGUGGGGGUUAGGUGGAUGAAGUCACCCCCAACACACCUUGUCUACCUAGCACACCCACGCCUCCCCCACCCUACCCCAGCACAUUCAACUACAAACACGACAUCACAGCCCAACCUUUACAAACACCUAAACCACACAUACUUCAAAUGCUCUACAACGCAGAAGCAACCAGAAACCAACCUCACACCACCGAAGGAGAUCGCUGAACCAAUUCUCCAGAUGGACCUAGAUAACCCCGAUGGACCCCUGAGUCCAUCGCCAUCACUAGACAAAAGCUAGACGUGCUUAUUGCUCCCACUACUCUCACUGCCCCUGUGGAUCUACGAACCCUGUUAGACUUAGGGUCCCGCUGCCACAUACCCACGAUGAAAUAAACACAGAGGCCACAAAACACACUCAACCCCCACGUACCACAUAACAUACCCCGCACUAACAGAUACCGAAUGGAAGAAGACCGACCACACACACAGACAACAUUAGAGACAAUACAUCACACACCUAGACCGACGCACACACCCAGAAGCCCAACACACUACACCAACAGGGAUUGAUGACACGAUGCCCAGAAGGGCCAUGAUACAAUUAUACGGACCUACGAGCCCAUCGCAGCAGAUAGAUCAAUACUAACUGUGCUCAAUGUUCUCACUAUGUUUCACAUUUAUGGAGGCCUACGAGCCUCGCUGUUGUAAAGGUUCCACUGUUAUCUGUUUCUACUGUAAGGAAAACUGCAAGCAAAACGUAACGAUAUGAACUUUCUAAUCAUAUACACACCCUAUCCCAUGCAUACCUCCAAAUGAAAGCCACGAUUACAAUGUACAGUCACUUUAACUCUUUAAACAUAUAAAUACAUUGAUAUUACAUAACUGCACAAUGCCACAAUGGCAACACGGCAAUUAAUAACACCCUUAGCAUUCCAUUUAAUUUAGCAACAACUCACAUCUUAGUACAUCAAGAGCUGAAUGCCCGAACCCCCCACAACCUGGUAGCAUUAUACGCAUAUUUAUAGCCUGCACCAUUCUUAUGCACCAAGGCAGACGACAAACGCCCAUGACCGGGAACGUAGACGGGUCAACAGAAGUUAUGCAAUGGACCUGUUAUGUCGCAAUGGGUGCCCGUGAACUCGUUAGACCGGACCCCACUCGGAGCGUAGUCCACCGUAUGACAACGAUGUUGCCAUCUUGCAAACACAAAUGCCUAAAAAUAGCACCAAACGAUAAUUGCAGUCAAUCUGCACCCCAGGCACAUAGCGCUCUGCCCUAAACACAAAUGGACUGGCACUGCGCCUACAAUUCAACACGCACUGAGUAAUACUAGAAUUAGCAUGGUGACUCCCCAAAGCAUUCACUUCCUAGUAUCGACCUCAUGGAGGUUGCCCGUACCCCAAGUUAUACUACUGUUCAGAACCACACAACUUGUUCCUAAUGUUUAUUAACACAUACAUCAAUCAAUCAAUAGUUGGAUCUGCGCAUCCAAAUACUAGUAAGAGAUUUAGGAGACCUGCGAGUCUCACACAGCUAACUGUGAUUGCACAAACAAUGCUGAUUAACUUUUAAUAAAAACAUCUUUACAAAAAAAAAAAACACGACGUUUAGAACGGCAGCAGAAUGCCUGUCAAUACCCAUCAACUGACACAAUAAAAGAAUACGUUGCCUAACGUAAGUUGAGCAUUAUGGUGUACCACAAACACAGAGAGUGGAAUAGACACAAAUGAAUAACUAUUCAUGAUAUCAGGAAUAUAUGUGAUGCCUAAUAUCGCCAAACAACUUAUAUGAAACCUUGUAUAAAGCUGCAUGUUACCUAACUGUGUAUUGUACCUACCAUCACCCAUGUAUUCGAUGUUACUUGUACUGUUACAAUGCUUUACAAUAACCACUGUUGAAUCCUGUGACAAUGAUGAAAACGAAUAAAAAUUAUAUUUAAAAAAAAAGAAAAGAAAGCCAGUAUUUCAGAAUGCAGGACCAAUGAUAAACCGAUUUAAGACUAUUUUUUUUCUCUCUUUACAUGCAGCCCUCCUGAAGAGGACAUAGUCUAUGCAGGUAAGAUGGAGGCAGGAUGGUUUUGGGGGAAAGAUGACACGAACAAAAAAGAAGACAAUAAGGAGCCCCCGCAGGAACCAGUGGUCGAAAUGACUGUUAAGAAGGAUCCUAUAAAAAAAAAAUCUGAAAAAAAAGAUUUCAUUCAGAUGAAACUUGUCCAUUUGGAUCUCAAGGGAGCUGCCCCUAGGAUUACUUAUUUUGAACAGGUAAGAUGAAUCCCCACCAUCUUUAAACCAGUCAGGAUAAUUCACUAUAGUGCCAGGAAUUCAAAAUGAAUUCAAAAGUUAAGUUAAUUAAGAAAAGGCUAAAAUAGUCCAAUUAGAAGAAUUCUACAAAUCAGCUAUGCUUUCCGUUCAGCCUAUAAUGAGAAAUUCACUUUGAAUUCCUUACAAUUCUUUCUUGAAUGAAUAACCAUAAUAUCUGUGUUACAUUAUUAUUAUUAUUGCCAUUUAUAUAGUGCCAACAGAUUCCGUAGCGCUUGAGGAUUGGGGUGUUGAUUUGUCGGCUUGAAACAUUUAAAAAUUUCACUUAAACUUUACAUUUCUAGUUAAGUGAUUAACCCCAAAUUUUCUCUGAAAAAGCUAAAGUUUGUUUUCUUGUGUGAAGACAUUUUUUGAAAAAUCUUUUUUUUUUUGUACAGUAAUAUUAAUAUAAUACAGUAAUAUUGUAGUGUAGUAUAUACUUGAAAAUACAAAAUUUGCAGUUAAUUAAAGUGUGUGUAUGUGUUUAUUUUCUAAAACAUAACUGUGACUGCCAUGGAAGUAUUUACUGGGGUCAGCUGUAACGUCAACAUACAAAAAAAAAACGCCUUUCCUCCGCAAUGCUUCUGCUUCCUGUCAGAUUGACCCUGUGAUGCUCAGUUUGUUCUAAUGCUUUCUUGCGUAUCUGCAAAGAAAUUCCUUUUAUUGUGUUAUUUACCCACAUGACACCUUGGGAGUGGAGUUAAUUUGCAUGUUAUGCUCUAGUCGUGCCAGGACAUGCAAGCAUAAAGUGUAAAUGAUACAUUUAAUAGAACAUACCAUACCAAAAUUCUAGUUGUCCAUCAGUAUAUUUCCAGUAAUACAGAGAUCAUUGGUAGGAUAGCACAAAUCCUGCUUACACAUUAUUAUCUGGUCAUGCAUAGUCACCAAAACAACUGCAGCUUAAUGUAGUUGUUCUGGUGAGUAUAGGCUUUAACUGCAGGCUUUUUUCAGUAAGCACUGUCUUUCCAUAGAAAAGGCAGUGUUUACAUGACAACCUAGGGACACCUUAAGGACGGAGCCAAAUGUACACGUUGUGAACAAAACAAAACAUAAACAAAACCUGGCAUUUGCGCUACAUGUCUGUCCAACAGUAAUUCACCUCUUUCAUAUUAAAUGCACCCACCCUUAUUAUAUAUCAUUUUAUUCAGGAGAAACAGGGCUUUCAUUUAAUAUCAAAUAUUUAGCUAUGAAACAUAAUGUAAUAUGAAAAAAAUGGGAGAAAAUAAGAUUAUUUUUUUAUUUUUUUUAGUUCUACAUGACAUUUUAACUGUCAAUAUCCUAAUACUGUUUGCUUUUACUGCAAUAAAAUACACAUAUUUGUAUUCAGCAAAGUCUCACAUGUAAGACAGUACCCCCUAUGUACAGGUUUUAUGGCAUUUUGGGAAGUUACAGGGUCAAAUAUAGCAUGUUACAUUUGAAAUUGAAAUUCGUCGGAUUGGUUACGUUGCCUUUGAGACUGUAUAGUAGCCCAGGAAUGAAAUUUACACCCAUAAUGGCAUACCAUUUGCAAUAGUAGACAACCCAGGGUAUUGCAAAUGGGGUAUGUCCAGUCUUUUUUAGUAGCCAUUUGGUCACAAACACUUGCCAAAGUUAGCGUUAAUAUUUGUUUGUGUGUGAAAAAUGCAAAAAAGCCAAUUUUGGCCAGUGUUUGUGACUAAGUGGCUACCAAAAAAGACUGGACAUACCCCAUUUGCAAUAACUUGGGUUGUCUACUAUUGCAAAUGUUAUGCCAUCAUAGGGGUAAUUUUCAUUCUUGGGCUACCAUAGGGUCUCAAAGGCAACGUAACCAAUCUGGCGAAUUUGAAUGUGAAAAAAAUGAAACACAAGCCUUAUAUUUGACGCUGUAACUUUUGAAAACACCAUAAAACCUGUACAUGAGGGGUACUGUUGUACUCUGGAGACUUCGCUGAACACAAAUAUUUGUGUUUCAAAACAGUAAAAAGUAUCACAGCAAUAAUAUCGUCUGUGUAAGUGCUGUUUGUGUGUGAAAAAUGCAAAAAACUUCACUUUUACUGGCGAUAUCAUCGUUGUAAUACAUGUUACUGUUUUGAAACACUAAUACUUGUGUUCAGCGAAGUCUCCCAAGUAAAACAGUACCCCACUUGUACAGGUUUUAUGGUGUCUUGGAAAGUUAUACUGCAAUAGGCAUACAAUGUAUUUCUUCAUAAAUAUGAAAUUACAUGUUGUGGGUCUACCUUGUGCAGUCAUGUGAUUAAAAACGCAGUUCUAAGGGUGACUGAGAAAUUUCGGAAAAUGAUCUGGGAUGCCAAAAUGAGCUGUCACAAUGCAGACUGAACAAGAACAUAUUUACCGCUGCAAUUAGUGAAAGUGGAGUUUUUGUCCGAAAUAUUACUGGUUUGCAAUAAAAAAAAUAAAUUAAAAAAAAGUACUUUAAAAAAAAAAAAAAUAUAUAUAUAUAUAUAUAUAUAUAUAUAUAUAUUUUUUUUUUUUUAUAUAUACAAGCAUCACUUUUUAAGUAACUGUCUGAAACUGUAAUACCUAAUACAGAUCAAGGCACCGGUGUCCAAAAGGGGAGAUCCCCAGGUGUUGUGGAACUGCAACUCUCAUGAUGCUUUGCAUGCCUUUAGAAUGCUUCAUGGAAGCUGUAGUUUCACAACAUCCGUGGAUCUACCUUUUGGGCACCCUUGGUAAGGAAUUCCUGUAUGUUAAUGUGUGCGCUGUUCCUUAAUCUGUAUUCUGUAUAAAUGUUGGUCUCUACAGCAGCAUCAUUCCUGCAAAAUGCAUGUUUCAGGUGUGCUUCCAAUUCCCUUUUUGUCUUUAUUAUGUUACUGUAAUAUUGUCUGUCAGAUCUGGCAGUAAUGAUACACAAACAACAUUGUAAUUCUCUCUGAUGGUAUUUUCCAGCUAUUCCCCCUUCUGUCCAAACUGGGCGCCAAUGGAUUGCUUAUUGAAUACGAGGACAUGUUUCCUUUCAGUGGUGAAUUAGAAGUCCUGAAAUCAGCGUAUGCUUACAGGUGAGUGGUGGACAGUUUCUCUACAUUAUUUUAGAUUAUUACUAUUAUUAUUGUUAUUCUGCAGCACGCUACAAUUUUAUGAAAGGGGGGAAUUUAACAAUAAAUGAGACAAUUACAAACUCACACAGGAUCAAUAGGUUGAUGAGAUUAUGAGAUUGUACAGCGCUACGGAAUCUGAUGGCGCUAUAUAAAUAAUAAAAUAAUAAUAAUGCUUAUAGUCUAUGGAGUGGAGUAUAAGGACACAAUAGGAAGGGCGUCAAGAGAGGCAGCAGACAAACAAGGUGGGAAAGUAGCAGAACUGGAGGUGAGAGUGGAGUGUGGCUCUUUAGGAGAGAGACGGAUAUAUAUUUGUGACAUAGAAGUUACUCUGGGAGGCCAUAAGCUUUUCUGAACAAAACUGAUUCGCAAGGUUAUUCACCAAAGUCAGGAGUUCAAAAUGAAUUAAAAAUUGUUUUAUCCACAACAGACGAAUUGGAAGAAUUCUCCAAAUCCGCUAUCUUUGCAAUUUGACUAUUUUGGCGUAAGAACGGAAAGUUCACUUUGAAUUCCUUACAAUUAUUUGGCUAUUUGACAUUGGGGUCAUUGGUAUUACAAUCACAACCUGCACAUGAUAUAUUUUAAGAUCUGUUACGAAAGUGAGCCUGCCGUGAAUUUCUUCUUACCCGUUUACAGCAUAAAAUUUUAUUGAAAUUAGUGUCUUUCAGUUCCCAGGGUUGGAACGGCAGCCUGGAAAAAAAGAACAAAAAAAUGGGGAGCACAUUGUUUAAUUUAAGAUAAAUAUUCUAAAUCUUUUGUAAGCAGUUCAUGUUAAACACAAUGUUAAGCCUUAAAAUGUCAAUAGUAAUAUAUUGCCUUGCAAAAAAGCUGUUUACAUUUCCAGACUUUAGUGUGUGAAUAAACCAUAUGGUUUUUCUUUUUUUACAGUACAGAUGUGCCAGUAUCGGGUCAAUAUAACAAGUGAUAAAGGCAUUAUAUCAUACAAUUAGUAUCAUAUCUCAUAGACAUAAUUACCUUAUCUGGAAAAAGUUUUAAUUAUAAUUUUUUUUUUAAUUUUAAGAUCUGGGUAUUUUGUCCUUAUAUUUGCAUUCCUCUCUUCUUUCCCCCACAAUUACCAGGUUAAUGAUUAGAAGAUAAUAACAAAUUUGUAUCUUACGGUUUUUAUUCACUCUCUCUUUCCUUUCCAGUGAAGCAGACAUUGAGAAGAUCUUGGAACUCGCCAAAAUGAACAAACUAGAGGUUGUACCACUGGUCCAAACGUUUGGGCACAUGGAGGUAAGUUUAUGGCUCCUUCCGUUUACAUUGCAAAAAUGUUUGGUUUGUCUGUGUUUGUCCAAGAUGGACAACUCAAAGUCUGAAAUGUGAUAAACCGGUGAUGCUUGCUUGUAAUUCUUUGUAUUUGAACUCUGGGGAGUUUUAUUGUGUUUGGUCUCAUGACAAUCUUUUUGUGUAUCUAGCUAUAUGCUGUCGGGGAGACUUCAACUUCCCAGGUAAAACCUGGUCCAUGGUGACGAGACCCACAAGGUCAUAACUGUAGUCCAUGGCUGGUUUCUGGUCACUGAUCCUUUGGUUGAAUAGCCCAUGCUUUGGUCUUUAAAGGGACACUGUAGUAACCAGAACAACUACAGCUUAAUGUAGUUGUUCUGGUGAGUAUAAUAGCUCCCUUCAGGCUUUUUUCAUGCAAGCACUGCCUUUUCAGAGAAAAGCAGUGUUUACAUUGCCUCUAGGUACACCUCCAAGUGGCCAUUCCUUAGAUGGCCACUGGAGGUGCAUUCUGGGUCAGUGCUGCCAAAAAUGCUGAUUGGCCUGAUUAGCCAAAACGGCAUUUGGCCCACCCCUUUGCUGAUUUUAGCCAACCCAAUGCUUUCCCAUAGAGCCAGUGCCGACGGACCCGUGCGGCGCUGGAAACAAGGUGAGUUUUAAACUUUUAUAGGAAGGGUAAAGGAGGGUUAAACACUAUAGGGUCAGGAAUACAUGUUUGUGUUCCUGACCCUAUAGUGUUCCUUUAAAAAAAGCUGUGUUUAAAACGGUAUCCAUUGCUUAUGGUGUUUGCAGUAGUGCCCUAUAAAGUCCAAAACACAAUGCCUAUCUGUGCUCAUUUGCAUGUCAAGCUGGGAACUCUGGGAUUGUGGAAACGUUAUUUGUCGAGUUUAUGUGCGGAAGAAAGCCUCCUUAAAGGGUUACUAUAGUCACCUUGACCACUUCAUUUAAUUCAAGUGGUCUGGGUGCAGUGUCCCUGUCCCAUUUAGUCCUGCAAUGUAAACCAUUGUAGUUUUUUAGAAUCUGCAAUGAUUACCUUGCAGGACUAAGACUGCCUCUACUGGCUGUCAAUCAGAGAGCCACUAGAGGCACUUCCGGAUUCUAAUGGACUCUAGGUCCACUACAUAACGCUGGAUAUUCAGCAUCAGUGAAAUCCCCUAUGGAGAGGGUCUAAUGUGCUCUCAGAGCUCGCCACGCAUGCACACUAGCCCCACCACCACCCCAUCGGAUGACGUUGGAGGAGGUAGAGUGCCAACCCAGUGCAGAGGGACAUCUUCACUGAAAUUAGGUGAGUAAAUAAAGUAGUUGUUUUUUUAAGCCCUUUAUCUGCUAAGAAAAGGGUUGCAAGGGAGGGGGACGGACGGACAGAGGGCCUUUUAGUGUUAGGAAUACAGAUUUGUAUUCCUAACGCUAUAAAAUCCAUUUAAAGUCCAACGUGAGAUAUGCAGGUGAUACCUAACAGUAUUUCUUUGUAUUUGCUUUGAAUGGAAAAAUGGCCCAAGCAGGAAAUCGCUGCAUUUACGUUUUAUUCACUUUCAAUUUCGGCAUUUUAGUUUUGGUUUGAAAAUCUUUGUUCUUUAAAAUAUUUCAAUAACAGAACAAUGCAGACAAUUAAAAUUAGGGAUUGGUGUGAGAAGGAAAAGAUCGACCUGUUAUUUAGAGAUAUCCUUGCAGAUUCUCAAAUACUUCCUGAGCGCUGUUACAAACUAAUUCGGCAAUAUUUACAAACACAAUCCUCUUUGUUAUAAUUAAAGUAAAAAGGAAAACGUAUCUUGAGAUUUAAAGGGACAACUAGCUCCAUAAUUACUAAUACAGUUUAUUGUAGUGGUUAUAGUGCAAGAUAUCUUUGGGAUCUCUUCUCUUCUAAACUUUGUGUCAUUGCAAUCCAGAUUUGUUUGGAUUUGCCUGGAUAAUGUAGCCCAUGGAACAGCACAGCUAGGGGAAUGGGCUUUGACAGAGCCAGGAGGUUGGCACAGCAACCAGUUUUAAAUUAAUUGGGAGUGGGGUUUACUAGGAGUAUAUAUCGGCCAUUUUAUGAAGUGGCCAUCUUAACUAAACCUAAACUUACCUGUUGUCCCUCCCACCCUCCCAUUUAUUGAUAGUUGGGUGUUUACCUGUUUUCUUUACAGCGGCGGGGAAUGCCCAUGUUAAAGUCGGGGGGUAGAUGGAGUAGGAAGUGGGCAUGGUUAGGUCUAGUAUGGACUAGGCAGUGUUACACUUGGUUUGUAGGUUCGAGCUCAUUGGUGGUUCCGAACCUGGGAAUGUAGGGGUGUCUCGGUACACACCUACAAUUUAAUCCAGUGCAAAUGGGGACGUUUGGUUGGCCAGGUUAUGUGUUAUCCGUUAUUUAUAUUGCUAUUAUUGGUGUGGGGUCAUUGACAGGGGUAUGUUAUGUAUGGGGGGGGUGGAAGGUUGGUUUUAAUAAAAUAUUUGUUGGCAAUGACCCUAUUUUGUUAUACCUUAAUUAAUAAAGCUGUUGACUAAUAUUUCCAACAGUAAAAUCGGUGUCUGUGUUUUAAUGGGGUUAUGGUUAAGGUAAGUGCCCAUGUCGGAGAAAUGACUGUGCGCAUGUCAUACAGUAGUGACAUUUCUGCAUUACAAAGGCAGCGGGGCCAGGUUUUCGGAGCUGAAAAAAACCCUGAGGGCAAAAAACGCUUGACAAACUUUGGAGGGACAGCACUCAUGCACACACUGGAUCAAAAUCACUAUGAAAACCUGUAAUAUUAGUUUGGUUAAUCACAAGUGUGAUUGACAUAUAAUAAUUAAAAUUGAGGGCACAAAUAACUGCGAUGCCUAGAGAUUAUCUGUCAAGGAUACUAUUAUUAUUUAUAUAAAUCGACAACAAAUUCUGCAUCACUCUACAGAAGGUGGACUAAAGCAAAUAUUUGCAACAAAACAUAUUGGACGUACGGGAGCAGAAGGUGCUGAAGGCCCCGCUGAGCUUGCAUUCUAAGGGAUCUUACAUUCUGAGGAGAUCAUCAAAACAAGAAAGUAUUGUGAACAAUCUAUACAGCGAGGAUGAAAGCGUAAUAAUUUAAAAUAGUUGAAUACCAUGAUCAAAUUUUUCAAGGAAUUGGCAUCUAAUUUGGGGAAUGCGGAUUUCCAAACCCGAAGCAGAAAGCUAAGCAAAGUGGGUAUAUGAGGCUAUAGUCCAACAUAUAGUAAACAAAAAUGGUGGUUGCUCUUAAAAAGUCAGUGUUUUAGAGCACAGCCUUUUAGAACCUACUUAAACUUCUGUUAAACCACCUCCUAUUUAAUAGAUUUAUUGAGCCAUAUAUCAUGUAGUACUGCCUUGUCAAUAUGUUUCAUGUAGAUCUUAUUAAUCACAAACCCCUUCCUUUGCAGUAUGUUCUGAAGCAUGAAAAAUUCACGGGAUUGAGAGAGGUGGAACGUUAUCCCAACAGCCUGAACCCUCACCACACAGAGUCCUUGCCGCUGGUGAAAUCCAUCCUGACUCAAGUUCUAGAGAAGCACCCCACAUGCAACUGGAUCCACAUCGGGGCUGAUGAGGUGAAGACUCUCACAUUCCGGCUUUACAUCCCAAUGUUAGCACUUUGAGCACAGUUCAUACUGCGCCCACCGCCUGCAGAUUGUGUUUAUUACUCAGCGUGUUUGACUAAUAAAUAUGAAGAAGAUCUGAAUAUUUAAAAAGGCUGGAGCCUCGAGGUUUUCUGGCCGUUUGCAUUGGAUGUGGGUUUUAUUUUCUAUCAGUGAUUUAUAUUUUCUAUAGUGAUUAUACUGUACUAUAUUUACUUUCUACUAGCGUUAUGUGGGUGUUAGUAAAUGUUAAAGCCACUAGUUUCAACCACUAUUUAAUAAUAUUUUUUUAGUAUAUACACCGGUAUCUCUAUUAAUGGAUGGUUGGGUAAUAUUUCCACAUAGCAGUUGCUGAUUUGGAAUUCCUGGACUGACUUGUUCUUGGUAAUGUACCUCUCGAAUAAGCCAAUCACAGCUGUAAGUACCUCUCUCCUUAGUCAAUCACAGCUGUAGGUACCUCUCUCCUUAGUCAAUCACAGCUGUGAGUACCUCUCUCCUUAGUCAAUCACAGCUGUAAGUUCCUCCUCUCUUAGUCAAUCACAGCUGUAGUAAGUACCUCUCUCCUUAGUCAAUCACAGCUGUAAGUACCUCUCUCCUUAGUCAAUCACAGCUGUAAGUACCUCUCUCCUUAGUCAAUCACAGCUGUAGGUACCUCUCUCCUUAGUCAAUCACAGCUGUAAGUACCUCUCUCCUUCGCCAGUCUGCUGUAAGUACCUCUCUCCACAGCCAAUCACAGCUGUAGGUACCUCUCUCCUUAGCCAGUCUGCUGUAAGUACCUCUCUCCACAGCCAAUCACAGGUGUAGGUACCUCUCUCCACAGCCAAUGAGUACCUUAGUGAGUUACAGCUCUAAUAUCCAAGUACAGCUGUAAACAUCCCUGUCCAUAGACACUCAGUCUGACUUGUAUCUCUCUGUUUAGACAGCCAGGACUAUAUAUUACAUAGCCCUGGCUGUCUGUCAUAUGUAAUCCCGUCUAUAUAUAUAUAUAUAUAUAUAUAUAUAUAUAUAUAUAUAUAUAUAUAUAUAUCAUAUACUCAUAAUCUGUCUGCCAUGGUAUCUCUUCUGUAAUACUUUACUAGUUAGUCAUGUGUCCUUUGUCAUUUAUCUCAGCCAGUCAGGGCUGUGAAUGCCACUCUACUAAGCCAGUAUGAAUUGUGAAUGUCACUCACCUCAUACAAAUCACGCAUUGAUUAGCUCUGGGUGCGUAUGUUAAUUAAAUGCAGGCUUUCCUAAACAUGUCUCCCUCCUUGUAGGUUUAUCACCUUGGAGAAGGACAGGACUCUAAGGCCUGGCUUAAUGACAACCAGGGGAAUCUGGGCAAAAUGUUUGUCACUUUCGUCAAAGGGGUGGUCGGUUUUCUCCAUGAACAUUUUCCUGAGAAGGAGCAACUAAUGUGGGACGAUAUGCUUAGAAAGCUGAAAGUGGACGUCAUUCAGGGUGAGUCUGACAUCACGCCUUCUUGCUAAAAUGCUGCGAGUGUCACUUGAUUAAAAAAAAUGGCAUAUGCCGUAUUCUAAAAGAUAAAUGCCAGGUAUUUUAUCCAUCUGACCGCUGAAGAUUAUUUUGGCUUCUAGUAAAAGUUUAGUAACUCAUUCCAUUUCCUAAGCUGGGAGCACCAGAUCACACAUUACUCCUUUCUCCUGAUAACCUAUAAUAGUUACAAAAGAUCAUGCAAUCUGGAAAAGGAAGUCAGAUGCCAAACGAUUUAGUUUCUGUUGUGGUCGCCUAUUUGUUAAUGUUUUAGCAGUGGUUGUGAUUAAAUUCCCAGGCCUUGAUCCUCCAUCUGAGAAUUAUGGGAAUUGUAGUCCAGCAAGGUUAGACACCUCUGUGGUAGAGCAAUAUAAAGAUCAAUUCAUAUGGCCUGCAUCCAUGUUGAAAAUGAAAUGUGUUCCCCCACAGCUUCUGGAAUCGCGACACAUGUGUCUCCUGUCCUGUGGAUCUACAAUUCAGCUUUCAGCAGUGAUUUAGCAGGUGAGUCUCACAAGUUUCAACAAUUCCAGUUGUUCUGGUUUACUGAUUGUACGAGAUUUUUACCCUGUAAGACAGAGGUGGCAAGAUGUUGGCUGCCUAUGCUAUUGCUAAACAAAAAAAAUGGCAGAAGCCUCAGUUAGGAUUGCCACGUUUAUCAAGUUUUUCAUGUUUUAUAUAAUUUAUUUCAACAAGCUGAUAAGCAGCAUGUGAAAGAUUAUGUCCUAUACUAUAUAAUAUUGAUAUAAUGCAGAAAAAUCUAAGAAGUUCGUUUUGGAUUCUCUUUAAUUAAAGGCGCACUGUAAGCACCAUAAUCACUGCAGCGCUAUCUCACUGUUAAGAGUCAAAAUGUUUUUAAAUAGUUUGACACUUACUAGGGUCCCGUGGGCGCCCAAAGUCUGGCCUCUUUUCACUGAUAUUGUUAACCUCAGCCAUUGAACUUCGUCUACAGUAAGUGUCACACUGUGUGAAAAUGUUUUGUGUUGAACUUUGGGGUUAACGCAAGGUUACUCCUGUUACUAUAACCACUGCAGCACACUGUAGGCACAUUCUCACAGGCCAGCUGCACAUAUUUCUCAUUGAGUAAACCUAAAAAAGGCUUACUGCUUUGUGUGCUCACACCAACGCCACCACUUAGCAAACACUACAAAAAUAAACAAUGCUAAUCAAAGUCAGAGUGCUGUUUGCAUGAUCUGUUUGUAUUUAAUGAAAAAGAAGGUGUAGCCAAGAUAGUUUCUCAAAUUAUCAAACCCUUUUUUUAAAAAAAGCUGAGAGCAUGGAUGACACCACCAAAACACUGAGAGAACGUGCUAUUUACUAAAGUCUGAAUACAGGAUGGAUUAGCAAAAUUCGUCACCAUGAUCGAAUUUCAACACCGUAAACAAAAUCAGUCAUUCUCCUUCGCAAAUUCCAUAUAACAUUUAUUUUUUUAUCAAACCAAAUUUCAGCCAGAUUCAUUCUCAACAAAUCUGGUAGCUGGUAAAUACAGCAAAAAAUUCAUCUGCUCUUUCCCACCAAACCUGCCGAUGGUUUAUUUCCAAAGUGGGUCCACUUUCGUCCGGCACAGUUGCCCCUUGCGUUUCAUCAUUAAUGUUGUGUUAUACAUAGGGUAUCAGAAGAAAGCCCUAAUUGUCAUAAAAAAAAUAAAAUAAAAACAUGGCAAAAUUGCCAAAAAGAUCCGGGUCACAUGCAUGGAAUUUUGGCAAAUCCUCAGUCACUAAACGGAUUCCGUUUACCUGCACUUUAUCACACUAACCUCUCACACCUUGGUUUCACUGUAUUUCAGUCUAUUGAAAUGACCAAAGUCUGAAUAAACAGCUCUGUAGGGAAUGGUUGUUUGCAAGCAGGGUCUGGUACUACAAUCCAAUAAGUAUAUUCAAAGGUUACCCAACUAGGGCAGUUGAAACUUCAAUGGAAUAGUCAUUUAAUGCAAGCCAAGGUGAGAGGUGUCAAAAAACAAAGGGUUAUUUGGAGCAGUGAACUCGCAGUGAAAUGGUAAAAGGCAAGGAAUGCAGACUAGUUUGGUAGAACUAAAAUAACUAUGGAUAUGUGUCGUUGAUGGCAUGGAGAGCUGCAAGGCGCAUGUCCUUCUUUAAGCAUUUAGCUAUUAAAGGCACAGCCUCUCGGCACUAUAACCACUUCAUCUCAUUGACAUGGUUAUGAUGCCUGAUCUCAUAGUGCAGUCCUCCAAGCUUAGUCCCUGUGUCCUCAUCAGGAUCAUGCUUGCACAUAUUCCCAAGCAGUGGUGGACACCAGUGAUAGGCUGAGAGAGUCAGAUAACCUUUGUCAGUGCAUCACAGCUGCCCUCAUUGGUGUGAAUUGGUUUGACAGAGGUGAAUUGUAAACUAAUCUCCACCUUAUGUGAAAUAGUGUAAUAUAGGUUAAUAUAUAUAUAUAUAUAUAUAUAAUUUAUUUCACAUUUAUAGUGGAGCACUUACAAAAGAUAAAAUAAACAUGCAAUAUAGCUUACCCUCUUAUUAGACAGAUUAAAUGGGGGAUAUAUACCGAUGGAAUAUAUGAAAAACACAAACACAGAGAAAAAUAUAGCGCUAACAGACACAUUUUCUCAUUUAGAGGAUCACUUCGUUUUGCAUAAUCUCCACCUUAGCCGUACCUCUAUUAGGGACCAGGCCACAGGCUGCUGUAGACCCUCAUACAGUGAUAGACCAUUAAAAAAACAGGUUAAUAUUGAAAAGGGGACCCAAGGCACCAUAACCACUUUAUUGAGAUUAAGUGGCUAUAGUACCAAGAGGGUCCCUUUAAUCAGAACCUAAAAUUAUGAUUGUGCAACAGACUUUCAGGAAGUAUGACCCAGAAUUAAUAGUACGAAUGACUUCUCACAUUUUGGAAAGGCAUUCAAGGGAACGCUUAUUAAAUAAAUAAAAGCGUAAUGAUACACAGAGAAAUUAGGAAUCACAAAGAUUCUGGCAAAUAAUUAUACUUUUGCCAGCCUGCCACAAAUUAUCUGAUGAUUCCCAUCAGUAAUGGACGGAUUCUUAGAUGUGUGUAUGUAACUUGGUUAUGUUUUCGCUCAAUCUUUGCUGAUUAGAUUAUAAUAACAUUCUAAGCGUGCUCAUCUGCGCAAAUAGUGAAACAUAAAGGGAUUUACUUGCUUUAUAGAAGAAGUAAAUUAAUUUAUUGUUACAGUGAUUUGUACAAAUCUGUAAUUAUCCCCUUCAUAAUGAGGAUUAUAUUGUACCUUAAGGGCAAGAUGCUAAUUUGCCUCCUAUUCAUUAAUUUAUUGCGCAAACGCACAAUAUACACAAUUUUUCUAAACAACACUCAGGGCUUUCUUUCUAUACCCUAAAUAAUUAUAUAUAACUCCUUGCUUAAUGGGAAGAAAACAUUUUUAAAAAAUUGGGGGGAAUGUUUGUUACAGUGUUGCCUGUUCUCAAUCUGUAAUAAAACGGUACAGCUAAAGGAAAUAAUAUUAAUAGAUUAAUCAGUUUGUCUUGAUUUUGGGAAUACCUCAUAUGACGAGGAUUUUAACAUUUUCUUUUGCAGUUACAGGUCAUACACCAAAAGGUUACAUACAAUAUAGGGUGGAGUAUCUUCUUGUUAAAAGCAAAUAUUGGUAUUGCCUAGAGAUAAAACAGAUAAAGACACAUAAUAGUGCAAUAUUGUCUAAGUCUCAAAUAGAAUGUAAGGAGGUAUGUGAAAAUACACUCACAAAACAAGAGCCUAUAAAAUAAGGCUCAAUCUUCCAGCGUUGUGGGAUUAAGGAUCCCACUACCUUCUUUAUACUGCCAGGAGGUGGUGAGUAAUUCAAUGUCCUCUCGCAGGUGAGUAUAAAUAGUUAAAGUGCUUUAUUAAUAAAGUGCACAAAUAAAGUAAAAAACAAGACCUUACAAUUGAAGGUGACCUUGUCGAGAGAGUCUCUGGUUGCAAAACGCGUUUCGCCUCGUGUAGAGGCUUCCUCAGUUGCUCUAGUUGCUUGUUAUAAAUGUUCUGUAUUUGUAGCUUGUAUUUCGCGCCCUUUUUCCUUGAUCGCGGCACUUUCGCUUCCGAGUUCCAUCGGUGGAACGCAUUAGUUCGAUCACUUCUGGUUUUGGCAUUUGCGUUCCAUCGGUGGAACGCAUGCGUCCUUAUUCCGGUUCUCGUGCAUUGGGACGUAUCUAUGCGUUCCACUUUGCUUAGCUGGUUAAAAGCAGUCCAUUUUACACAUAAGAUCAUUGAUAUUUAAUAAGAAUGGCUCACAAAAUAAAGAAUAAAAGAGAAGCAAGGUUAAUGUAAAAAUACAAAUAAGAUGUAAAAACAGCUCUACUUUAUAGGAGAGACUUCUUACAUAAACAAUGAAGACAAUAUCAGGAAAAACAUCAUAAAUUAUUUAUAUAAAUCCUAUUCCCUCAUGGAAAAGAAACAGUAAAAAGUGAAUAAAUAUGAGAUGAUGAUAUAUAAAACAUAAGGUGCAGAAGAGUAAGACAACCCCUGAAUGAAAUCAUAAAAUGAGAUAAUAAAAUAUAUUUCAUAAUAUAUUAUAAAAAUCUGGGUGCAUAAAAAGUGGCAAACCUCAAAAAUUAAAAUUAUAAAAAUCUGAAUGCAUUAAAAAUGGCAGACCUCAAAAUCUAAAUUUAGGCCAUAAGGAAUAAGGGUUUUAAAAGUAUAUAUAAAUUUCAUUUCCUCUUUUCCUAACUUCAUUAGUGUCAAUUUGUGUUUUCUUUGGUUUGUAUUGGAUAAGUUGGUUUCUUUUUAAUUUUCCUACCUCUUCUAAAUCUUGAUUUAAAGAUGUUUCAUUAUAUCCCUUUUCCAUAAACUGCUGUUUAAUAUAAGUAGCCUGUUCUAAAUAAUCGCUAUCUAAUUUGCAGUUACGGCGGAUCCUUAAAAAUUGGCUCUUAGGAGCGUUAUGGAGCCAAGGUUUAUGGUGGCAGCUGUUGAUGUCAAUGUAACUAUUAGCAUCCACUAGUUUAAAAUGAUUGCUAGUGACUAUCGUGGUGUCUUGAAUCCUGAUAUCAAGAUCUAAAAAGUUUAUAUUGGAUUCGCUAUAGUUGCUGGUUAAAUUGAUUCCAUAAUCAUUGGUGUUGAGGUGUACAAUGAAUGCCUUUAGAGCCUCUGUGGUACCAGUCCAUAUGAAAAAAAAUGUCGUCUAUAAAACGGCAGUAGGACACCAAACUCGCCCCCCACGGAUGGCCUUGAAGUACAAAUGCCUCUUCCCAAAAGGCCAUAAAAAGGUUGGCAUAGCUCAGGGCGAAUUUGGUGCCCAUGGCCGUCCCACAGAUUUGGAGGUAGAAAGUGUUUUCGAACCAGAAAUAGUUGUGGGUUAAGAUUAAUAAAAUUCCUUCUAAAAUAUACUGGAUUUGUUCUUCUUUAAAAUCUGAUUUUGUUAAAAAAUGUUUCACUGCUGCUAUUCCUUUGUCAUGAGGUAUAAUACUAUAUAAUGCGGUUACGUCACAUGUUACUAAUAUAUUUCCUUCUGUCCAUUUUGUUUGUUCUAAAAUUUGUAAAACAUGGAUCGUAUCUUUAAGGUAUGUAGGGUUUUUUAUAACGAUUGGCUGAAGGAUAGUAUCUAUAUACUUGGAGAUUCUAGUAGAGAUUGAAUCUAUACCCGAUAUAAUUGGUCUUCCUGGAGGGUUAGUUGUAAUUUUAUGAAUUUUUGGUAAUAAAUAAAAGACCGGUAUUUUGGGAUUGUCUAUCCACAAAUAAUCUGCCUCUUUUUCAGUAAGGAUUCCUAAAUUUUUUCCUUUCUCCACAUGCUGCUUAAAAAUCUUUAUAGUUGCAUUUGUAGGAUUAUAUGUUAGUUUCUGAUAGGUUGAGGAAUCUGAAAGUAUUCUAUCUGCUUCUUUAAUAUAUAACUCUUUAUCAAGAAUUACUGUUCCUCCUCCCUUAUCUGCAGGUUUAAUUACUAGUUGAUCAUCAUUUUUAAUUACAUUUAAGGCUUUCUUUUCUUCUAUUGACAAAUUUUGUUUAUAUUUAUUAAUUUUCCUAAAUUUCUCUACAUCCUUCAUCACCAUAGUUUCAAAGGUUUGAAUUGCAUCUGAAAUUAGGUGUCUUGGGAAGAAUUGCGAUUUCAAUUUAAGCAGUGUGUGGAAGUAUCCAUCAUUUCGUUCUUCUUGCAAAUUAUUUUCUUUAUUAUAAAAAAAAAAAUUUUAAGCAUAAUUUUCUUUUAAAUAGAUUCAUAUCUACAAAAAAAUUAAAAGGAGUAAAAUCAGCUGUAGGUGCGAAUUUAAGACCUUUAUUAAAAAUGUUUGCCUGUUCUAAAGUAAGGGUUUUUCCUGUUAAAUUAAAAAUUCCUUCUAUAUUGAUGUCUUGCCUCUCUUCUCUUUGUGUUGAUUUCUUCUUUCUUCUCUGUCUCCUUCUUCUUCCAUUGAUCUUUGUCUUUUCCCCUGUAUUUCCCAGGGUUGAGUGUUGUCUGUCCACUUCCUCCUAUUUUGAAUUAAGUGAGAGAGGAGAGGCAAGGCAUUAAGAGAAGAGAGGCAAGACAUCAAUAUAGAAGGAAUUUUUAAUUUAACAGGAAAAACCCUUACUUUAGAACAGGCAAACAUUUUUAAUAAAGGUCUUAAAUUCGCACCUACAGCUGAUUUUAAUCCGUUAAAUUUUUUUGUAGAUAUGAAUCUAUUUAAAAGAAAAUUAUGCUUAAAAUUUUUUUUUUUAUAAUAAAGAAAAUAAUUUGCAAGAAGAACGAAAUGAUGGAUACUUCCACACACCGCUUAUAUUGAAAUCGCAAUUCUUCCCAAGACACCUAAUUUCAGAUGCAAUUCAAACCUUUGAAACUAUGGUGAUGAAGGAUGUAGAGAAAUUUAGGAAAAUUAAUAAUAUAAACAAAAUUUGUCAACAGAAGAAAAGAAAGCCUUAAAUGUAAUUUAAAAUGAUGAUCAACUAGUAAUUAAACCCGCAGAUAAGGGAGGAGGAACAGUAAUUCUUGAUAAAGAGUUAUAUAUUAAAGAAGUAGAUAGAAUACUUUCAGAUUCCUCAACCUAUCAGAAACUAACAUAUAAUCCUACAAAUGCAACUAUAAAGAUUUUUAAGCAGUAUGUGGAGAAAGGAAAAAAUUUAGGAAUCCUUACUGAAAAAGAGGCAGAUUAUUUGUGGAUAGACAAUCCCAAAAUACCGGUCUUUUAUUUAUUACCAAAAAUUCAUAAAAAUACAACUAACCCUCCAGGAAAACCAAUUAUAUCGGGUAUAGAUUCAAUCUCUACUAGAAUCUCCGAGUAUAUAGAUACUAUCCUUCAGCCAAUCGUUAUAAAAAACCCUACAUACCUUAAAGAUACGAUCCAUGUUUUACAAAUUUUAGAACAAACAAAAUGGACAGAAGGAAAUAUAUUAGUAACAUGUGACGUAACCGCAUUAUAUAGUAUUAUACCUCAUGACAAAGGAAUAGCAGCAGUGAAACAUUUUUUAACAAAAUCAGAUUUUAAAGAAGAACAAAUCCAGUAUAUUUUAGAAGGAAUUUUAUUAAUCUUAACCCACAACUAUUUCUGGUUCGAAAACACUUUCUACCUCCAAAUCUGUGGGACGGCCAUGGGCACCAAAUUCGCCCUGAGCUAUGCCAACCUUUUUAUGGCCUUUUGGGAAGAGGCAUUUGUACUUCAAGGCCAUCCGUGGGGGGCGAGUUUGGUGUCCUACUGCCGUUUUAUUGACGACAUUUUUUUUCAUAUGGACUGGUACCACAGAGGCUCUAAAGGCAUUCAUUGUACACCUCAACACCAAUGAUUAUGGAAUCAAUCUAACCAGCAACUAUAGCGAAUCCAAUAUAAACUUUUUAGAUCUUGAUAUCAGGAUUCAAGACACCACGAUAGUCACUAGCAAUCAUUUUAAACUAGUGGAUGCUAAUAGUUACAUUGACAUCAACAGCUGCCACCAUAAACCUUGGCUCCAUAACGCUCCUAAGAGCCAAUUUUUAAGGAUCCGCCGUAACUGCAAAUUAGAUAGCGAUUAUUUAGAACAGGCUACUUAUAUUAAACAGCAGUUUAUGGAAAAGGGAUAUAAUGAAACAUCUUUAAAUCAAGAUUUAGAAGAGGUAGGAAAAUUAAAAAGAAACCAACUUAUCCAAUACAAACCAAAGAAAACACAAAUUGACACUAAUGAAGUUCCUUUUAUUUGUGAUUUUAACGGGCAUAAUAAACGUAUAUAUAAGACUAUAAACAAACAUUGGCAUCUAUUAAAAUAUGACCCAAUUUUAUUCAAAUUUUUACCUACAAAACCUAGAAUCACAUAUAGAGGAGCCAAGAACUUUAAAAACAUUUUAGUUAAAAGUAAUUUAAACCCCACAAAACCUAAGCACUUUAUUCAGGAUCUCAAAGGAUUUUAUGAUUGUGGUACAUGUCUCCCAUGCAGAACAACUAAAAAAACAAAAAGACAUCUCGAAGACCUAGAAAGUAUUAUUCAGAAACCAUAUACCAUUAAAGAUCACCUCACGUGCCAUUCUAAGGGUAUUAUAUACAUUUUAAAAUGCCCUUGCAAUCUGCUCUAUGUAGGGAGAACCAUCAGACCCUUAAAAAUCAGAAUUGCUGAACACAUUUGUAACAUCAGAAAUGGUUUGGAAACUCACAGUGUAUCCCAACAUUUUAAAGAUGCCCACAACCAAAACCCAGAGAAUCUAUUCUUUUGUGCAAUCAAAGAAGUGAAACGAGAUUGGAGAGGAAGUAAUUCCAUUAAAAUAUUAGGAAAAGAGGAAAUGAAAUUUAUAUAUACUUUUAAAACCCUUAUUCCUUAUGGCCUAAAUUUAGAUUUUGAGGUCUGCCAUUUUUAAUGCAUUCAGAUUUUUAUAAUUUUAAUUUUUGAGGUUUGCCACUUUUUAUGCACCCAGAUUUUUAUAAUAUAUUAUGAAAUAUAUUUUAUUAUCUCAUUUUAUGAUUUCAUUCAGGGGUUGUCUUACUCUUCUGCACCUUAUGUUUUAUAUAUCAUCAUCUCAUAUUUAUUCACUUUUUACUGUUUCUUUUCCAUGAGGGAAUAGGAUUUAUAUAAAUAAUUUAUGAUGUUUUUCCUGAUAUUGUCUUCAUUGUUUAUGUAAGAAGUCUCUCCUAUAAAGUAGAGCUGUUUUUACAUCUUAUUUGUAUUUUUACAUUAACCUUGCUUCUCUUUUAUUCUUUAUUUUGUGAGCCAUUCUUAUUAAAUAUCAAUGAUCUUAUGUGUAAAAUGGACUGCUUUUAACCAGCUAAGCAAAGUGGAACGCAUAGAUACGUCCCAAUGCACGAGAACCGGAAUAAGGACGCAUGCGUUCCACCGAUGGACCGCAAAUGCCAAAACCAGAAGUGAUCGAACUAAUGCGUUCCACCGAUGGAACUCGGAAGCGAAAGUGCCGCGAUCAAGGAAAAAGGGCGCGAAAUACAAGCUACAAAUACAGAACAUUUAUAACAAGCAGCUAGAGCAACUGAGGAAGCCUCUACACGAGGCGAAACGCGUUUUGCAACCAGAGACUCUCUCGACAAGGUCACCUUCAAUUGUAAGGUCUUGUUUUUUACUUUAUUUGUGCACUUUAUUAAUAAAGCACUUUAACUAUUUAUACUCACCUGCGAGAGGACAUUGAAUUACUCACCACCUCCUGGCAGUAUAAAGAAGGUAGUGGGAUCCUUAAUCCCACAACGCUGGAAGAUUGAGCCUUAUUUUAUAGGCUCUUGUUUUGUGAGUGUAUUUUCACAUACCUCCUUACAUUCUAUUUGAGACUUAGACAAUAUUUCACUAUUAUGUGUCUUUAUCUGUUUUAUCUCUAGGCAAUACCAAUAUUUGCUUUUAACAAGAAGAUACUCCACCCUAUAUUGUAUGUAAACUCUGUUUGAUGUGAGGGCGAAGGGUACUCACUAAGGUGUAUGAGAAUCUCUUGUUUUAUUUCUUUAUGCAUGUGUUCCACUGGUAAUACUGUAUCCUUUUAUACACCAAAAGGUGUCCAUUUAUUUCCAAAGCUAAAUCUUUUUCAUUUUGUUAGUCUCUUCCAAUCUUUUAGCUUAAGGUUUUUUUUUUUUUAAUUAUAUUUGAUAACACAUGUGUAAAAAAAUAAUAAUAAUUUUUGCUCUAAAUUUUGUAAACUUGAUUAGUUGUACUGCAGUAAUAUCUGCAAUAAAUUGUGUCCAUUUAGAUGCAAUGCAGUGAGUACAGAAAUGUCUGGCAGGUUUCCCUUUGAGAGUUUUGUUUGUGAAAUUGUAUUGCAAAAUUUGGGACCUGCUUAUUUCAGCUUGCAAAUUAGGGUGGGCUGCAGACACUGGUGGUGGGGGGGAGAAGGGCAGUGGAUGGGGGACUUACCCUUAAGCCUCUUUCACUUAUCACUCUGAGUAAUGUAUGACUAAGUGACGCAAAAGUUAGUGUACAUAUUUGUUUAAUGGAGGAGAGCUGGAUACCAGAACUUGGGUAUUGGGACAGAUGCAGCUUCUGUGAAACUGCUUGAAAACACUCCUUUCCACCUACUAAAAUAGGCUAUUGUAGUUAUAGUGCUUAGCAAGUCUCUGCAAUGCUUUAAAAAACAUAGGAGUUUGGAUACCUUUUAUAACCCCAUUGUUCCUUCUUUUACAGAAUCCCAUAUAAGCAAAUAUCAGGAAAUUGGGUUCAAAUCCAUCUGGUUUGCAAGCGCUUUCAAAGGAGCAUCAGGAGUAGACAAACUGUUGACACCCAUUAAUAUGCACGCAAAGAACCACAUACAGUGGAAGCAAAUUAUAGACACCAUGCCUUCCAAAUUCCCCAAAAUCCGCUAUGCGGGCAUCGCGUUAACUGGAUGGCAAAGGUAAGCGAGAUGCUAAUCACCGGGAACAGGCCUUCAAAACUGCCCUAUUACUAACGGACGGCAUUGACAAUGAUAAUUCAGAAGUAUAAGUUCCGCAUUAUCAAUGGGGUCAAGGACUUGGGGCAUUCUCUUGGGGCAUGGCAGAGCCCUGUUAUUUCUCAAAACACUUGCAAAUUUUCUGACAGGAAAAAAAAGUAGGGCUGCAUUCACUAAAUCUUUGCACUAUAACCACUAUAUUGCGUUGUUGGGGAAAAGCAAUGCUGCACUCUGUGGGCAACUAGACAGUUUGCUUAACUGAGUGGACUGUGGACAGACACAGAAAGUCUGGAUGGGGUUAGAAGGGGAGGGCUUACAAAGGCAGCAGACAAGAGAUCUGCAUCUAUUGCAAACUGUUCUUAAAUAUACCCCCAAUGAUUUUUUUUGUUUUUAUUUUAAUUUGAUUUCAGCAGUAGAAUGUCCUUUUUAACCUUUUAUAAACAAAUUCAUUCUCGCAGGCUCUUUCACCUUUAUACACAUACACCUAAUUUUCGAGAAAACCAAACGUAGCACUUAUUGUCAUUCUUUGCAUACCUCCAGUGACAUUGUUAUGGGCACAGCUUAAUACAAACACACUACUCAAGAUAAGAACAACCGUCUUGACAUUUUCUCAAUAGAAAAUAUGCAUACAUGACAUUGGAUGUCCGCACAACUAAUCCCAACCGUGUAAUAUACUAACUGUAGAAAACCAGAGAGGGAAUCAUUUUCUUUUUGUGUGUGUGUGUGAGUGUAUGUAUAUAUAUAUUAGAGAGAGAGAGAGAUUGUAGCCGUAUUAGUCCAGUGAUGUAGAUGUAAAAAACAGAUAAAAUUAUAUAUAUGUAUUUUUUACAUAUAUAUAUUUUAUUUUUUUAUCUCUGGGACAUGUGAAAAUGUCAAUGUAGUCUUUCUGGUAAGAUGAGCUAAAAAAAAAGAAGAAAACUACUAAAAAAGAAUUGGUAUAGAUCCCUGGGCCUACAGAGAAAACCUGUCUGCUUAGAUUAAACACACUGUACAGGGCAGUGAUCAUUUACCUUGCUACUAGAAAAGUUGGGUAACUAUACUUCCCACAUUGCACAGAAGUUCUUAGCUGCAAAGGAGAUGGAGAAUUGUUGUGUUGGAAUUAUUAUGCGCUCCACUGAGUAAACUCCAUGUAGUUACCUAAAAAAAACUAAAAAAUCAAAUAGAUAGAUGAGAUCAAACGAUCUCAAAAGAUCAAACAAGGGAACUUGAUGAGAUGGUCUAGGGGCUGAACAUGAUAAGAUCACCAUUGUGGUAAAAGGCUACAGAAUUCAUCAAACCUCUGGGCAAUUGCUGCCUCUUGAUUUUAGCUCCCCUGAGCUAACCAAGCCAGGAAGUAAUAGGACCGGUUGCCUGAUUGACAGCCAGGGAGGUGUAACCAGGUUAAUUUAUAAAAGUGACAAUUUCUAUUGAAAUAUGCAAUUGUUCUAAAAUGAAAAAGAGGACACUCUUUACACAUACAGCACUACAGCAAGUUAAAGUGCUGUAGAGGUCCGCAGUGUCUCUUUACGUAUUUGUAUUUUUGCUGGGUAUGGGCCAUCUACCAUCUAGAAUUGCAUCACAGUUUCAACAGAAAUUGAUUUAAUGAGGAAAAAAAAGCUUUACUGUUUUUAAGAUGAAUUAAAAACCAUCAAACCUCCCUUGCUACAUAGCAGAUCCUACCACACAGCUUGAAAAUUAGGUGCAGUUAUGGAAACCGAAUGCUAUUUUUCUGUUUUAUCCUUUAGAUAUGAUCAUUACUCGGUUCUGUGUGAACUUUUGCCUGUAGGCAUCCCGUCCCUAGCUGUGUGCUUGCAGAUCCUUCAGCGUGGUGGGUAUCUCUGCUAAAUAUCUAAUUUACCCUCAUAUCCCAGAAUAGGUGCUUCAUCUCAUGUCUCUUCUUCCAUACAGGUGAAUUCAAUGAAGAGGCCAAAAAAGAGAUCACUAGCAUGCUGGGAUUCAAUACUAUCAAUGUUGAGACGAACAUAUGGUGAGUAAUGUUGAGGGGCGAUCCUUUAAUGGUGAGGUACAUCUUAAAAACUCAAAACUAGCAUGGGCAUCAUUUUGACUCUGGCACAAAAAGUAGCUAACACAUGUUUUUUUGUAUAACUACUAGUAAAAACAUUUAAAAAAAAAAAAAUGAAAUCUGAAAAAUAUAAAUUACACUAGCCUUAAACCCUUAUACCAAAAUAGCUUCAUUCACCCUUAUUUAUACUAUAGUUAUGAUUACUGGUGUGUAGAGGAAUGAGAUUCUCUGCCAAAAGCCAUUAGUUACUGAUAUAAUUAACCCUGCUUCCAAACAGUACAGGAAGUUUUACUGAGUCAUUGCUUUCAUACAGUCACGGAGGGGGAGGAGUGAAUGGACUCUACCAUUUCACUGUCAGCAUUACAUUAGUAAUAAAGAUUGCUAUAGCAAUUUGAAAUACCUUUUAAUUUAGAUUUAUGACUUAACUGUAUUUACUGUAUGCUGGGAUUAUGCUUAGUGCAGGCAAUCAUUUUACAUUCGGGUACAAUUUUUAGUACAUUGUACUUCUAGUCAUGCCUUCAGGGUCCUUACAAAUGCAUGUAAGCGAAGUAUUUAAUCAUUUUUAUUCACUUAAUUUUGUUACACCUACUGUAUGUGAGAAAAAUAGCAUUUUUGCGUUUAUACUAACAUUUCAGACACUGUGUGAAAUAUUGCAAGGUAAAGGACACUGUAUACCAGCGGUUCCCAAACUGUGUGCCGCGGUGCCCUGGGGAGCCUUGAGUUAUUUUUCAGGUGCUAUGAUGAUAAGCACCGGGAACUGUGCUCUCCCCUGCCGGCUCUGCAGGACCAGAGGGGAGAUCAGAGAUCUCCCAUUAUGGCCCGCUAGCACUUUGCUGACAGCCGGCAGGGAGGGAGGAAGAGAGGACUCGGGGGAACUCUAUCCUAUUGCUCCGCAACAGGUUCUCCUCUCACGAGCUGGGAGCGUUGCCGCGGUUACCAAAUCCAAAUCUGGAGUGAACUCCAAACAGCUCCUGAGGGAAGUCCUGGUGGUCCUGAGGCUGCUAGAGUUCACUCUCACCACUGGGACCACCAGGACUUCCCCACCGGACCACACGGGAUUGCAGGAAACGUCCCCCCUCCCAGGCAAAGGUAAGUAGGAGGGGGGACAUCAUUCUUAUUUUUAAUUUAAAAAAAAUAAAGUAUAUAUUAAUUUGCCCUCCUACCCCCCACAGAUCCCACACCACACAAUAGCUCCCCCAUAAUCACACACUGCCCCCCAUACAUACACACUGCCCCUCACAUAACCUGCCACCCCUCACACACACUGUACCCCUUAUGCACAAGCUGCACCACACACAAUGCACCCCUCACACACACACACAAAUUACAUCCUUCACAAACACAAUGCACCCCUGUACACACACACGCACACUGCACCCUUGUACACACAUGCACACUGCUCCCCUGCCAGGAUACACACACACUAAAGCCCCUAUCCUGGCAGACCCAAGGUAAGUAGUCAAACUGUUAUUAAACAGUUUGACUACUUACCCUGGGAGGGCACUACGGCACUACUGGCACCAUAACCACUACAACGUAAUGUAGUGGUUAUUGUGCCUGGAUUGUUUCUUUAAAUAAUCUACCAGUGCCCCUCCCGAGAUUAGGGGCCCAGUAUAUGCCGCAGCACUGUACAGAUCUACAACCUAGAAAAUUGUUUUGACUUGGGGCACCUUGGAAAAAUAUAUUGAAUUGUGCUUGAAAGCGCCUUGAAUCUGAAAGCUUUUGGAACCCUUGCUGUAUACUGUCUAAACCUUUUCAUUUCCCAAAUAUUUUUAUGAAAAAUAAACGAAUAAGUGAAAAAGAAAAGUAAUGUAAAUUAGCUAUACACAAAAUUGCUAUACGCAAGCUAUGUAUCCAUUGCUUCAGAUAAGCGUUACGCUAAUAUUCUUUUUAAUAAAAAAACAUGCUCAGUAGUGAAGGGGUUAAUGCAGUUCUGCCUUUUCUGAGAAUUUCACAGUGCUAUCAUCUUUAUGCUGGCUGCACAAUGAAUGUGUGAAUUUCAAUAAAAUUCCAACGCAGUCAGCAUGUGUAUUUCAUAAAUAUUCCAAAAAUACCACAUAACAGAGUUGAGAUUACUUUGUUUUAUGGGCAAGCCUGAGGUUUGCAAAAGGCAUUGCCCCACUGUCAGCCUUUCUCCAAUCCUCAUCAUGUCAUCAAGUGAUGGCUGUGGGAUUCAGGGAUCACCUUACCCAUUGCAAGAAAUCAUCUAUGGAUUCUCCCUCAGUGUGUAAGAUUAUAACACUGAUGAGGCUCCUUGAAGAUGGAGUGCCUGGAGCCACAGAACGUCUGUAAGAAGAAGACUGUGACCGUGAUGGGCAGCUUCAGGUAAGUAAACCUACAUUCCAUUGCACCUUACCGCCACUCGACCCGUACCGUACCGGAGAUGUCAAAAUAUGCAAACGCCUCCUAAAGUGACAGAUCUGCUUAAAGGCUUCAGUAAUAGGGUCAGCUGAAGAUGCCAAGCAGAGCUGGAUAGAGGCGGACCAUGUAAGGGUGCUCAGCUGUGUAUUUGUUUUGAGUAGUAAUGGGACCUGGGAUGCACAGUAGAAUUUAGAUAACCAUACAUUCAUUGUGUGGAUACAUUUUUGAUGGAUUUGAUGAAUCUUCUAAUUCUUAUCAUGUUUUUGUUUUUGUGUAGUGAAGGGAAUGGUGCGUUCCCUGGAUCUGAUAUUUACAACAUGGUACAAAAAAUCCAUAAUGAAUUGAAACAUAAUGUCCGGGAACUCACGGAUGGAAAUGAGUGAGUAACAUGCCUCUUCCUGUGUUGCGUGUAGCUCCAUAGAUGGUGUGUAACAAAAGCACACUUGGGCUUUUUAAAAUCAUUACUUGUUUGAUAGUCUUUAAAGGACUAGAUUUUAAUAAAUCUUUAAACCCUGGGCUAGUUUGAGGUUAUACGUGAGAAUUACUGGUCGAAAGGUCUUAGUAAUUACUAAUUAGUUUAAUUAAUCACUAAUUAUUUUUUUAAAUUAUUUAUAAGCACAAUUGGCCCGGGAAAUAUACAUGAAUCACAAACUCUUUGUCCUUCUUGUCAGAUGCUCAUUGUUGUCGUUGUCAGAUUUCUCUUAAUGCCAAUAUGCUUCAUGUGAUUGCACUAUAAACAUGGUUUAGAAUUUCCAAUCGCCCACCAACUACUGACAAGAGUAAACUUCACCCUGGUGUGUUUUUAAUCCAUUCCACUGCCUAUGAAGGGUCCCAGUGCUGUUUGAAAAUAGCAGCUUAUCGUAACUGACUGAAUGAUAGGUAUCUGUGGCCAUCAUGAGUGACGUUAAACAGUUUAAAGAUCCGAGGGGAUAGCAGAAACCUACCCAUCAGCCACCCGUCCUCCUCCAACAUACAUGGAGUGCUUAAAAUGCUGCAAUAAUUAGCCUGAAUACCUCCGUGACAGGCUUACAGAAUGUUAGGGGAGAGAGAUCACAAUUAAGUUCCUCUUUCUUCCUCAAACAUAUAGAUGUUCAGUGACAGUUAAAAGGGCAAACAUUAAUUAUAAGCAAGUUAAUAACGUAUUUAAAAAAAAAAAAAAAGCAUUUUAUUAUUUUAAAUGAAAGAAAAGGAUAUGAUGAACGUCAGGGUCACACUAAUAAGUAUGUGUAAUUUAAGCCACUUAUAAGAUACAAGCAAUCACAAUUCGCAUCCUAAUUAAACAUGACGUGGUCAGUAUCAAAUAACUAUUGUAAUAAGUAUUUUCCCGUAAGCAAAUAAAAGGGGGUAACUAUUCAAAGGGGAGAUCUCCCGCGAAGGAUUUGCAAAGAGUUCUAGUCAAUGAAUUGAAAGGUUUUGUGAAUAAGAGUCUUGUGAUGGGGAUCCAGAGACUGGGUAUAGGGCUCCCAAUAACUAAAAAAAAAUAAAAAAAAAUAAGUGAAACCCUAUUCUUCCUACACUUAUAACCCAAUUAGCUUUUAAUUAAUUUACUGUGUGAUUAUAAUUUUAUCUAUACAUUGUGCUAAAUUCCUUGUAAAUGUAUAGCUGUAUAUGUUUGGGAAUGUUCGCUUUUCUGAUUUCCUUUGCCUGCUUUGACACAUUUUUGUAGAGGUAAAGUUUAUAGGCAGCUGGCUAGUAGUGAUGGAUUUAGUACUUACCUUGUGUUUUUCAUUUCCUUGCACAGUUUGAUCAGGGGCUGGUUUUCACCUUACCAUCGAAAACACAAGUUUGGAAAUCCACACAAGAUGGAGACAUUCAGUGCAAAGUUGACUAAGUGAGUGACGUGUGUUUUUGUUUUGUUAAAUGUUUGUCUUCUAACAGGUUUCUUGCAAUCUUCUUUUUAUGUCUGUCUGCGUGGAAUAAAGUUUGUAAGUAUAAGCCACUGGUCCAAAUCUUCUCGCCAAUAGGAGAUUAGCAGGACAGAGAUUCCACCUACCAUUGGCUGCACUGUUUACUGACAUAAAUCUAUUAUAUCCUUUUGUUCUCUAAAUAACCAGCAGCACCGACAGGAAGAUCAACAUAUUACCUUAUCCCGUGUAUGCGUUGAUGAGUGCUAAUAUAAUGGAGCACAGCUGCCAGUCAUGUACCUUAUUAUUUUCCUGUUGGAUUGGAAACGUUUUGAUUUAACAAAGUCUACAAACCGCUCACUACGUUCAGAGUUUGAGAGGCGACUCCGACCUAGGAGAGAUUCUGCCCUCCUCUAUAUAAUUCUGCCUUUCGUUCGCCCAUAUCCUGUAUCUCCCCCAUUCCUCUGUGUCAUAAUGUAUACGUGCCAGGGGAAUGCCCACUACUAAACCUACAGAAGCACAGUGCCAGGGAGGUGCACAGACCAACGAUAAUCCACCGAAAUUGGGGAAUGUCAGGAUUAUUUUACCCUGAUACUCUUACUAUAUGAACAUUAGAAGGAUCUUCCAUAAAAUAUGAAAAUUAUAUAAAUCUGUUGCUUAGAUUAACCUUAAAGUCAGUCCCCACCCCCCCACAAAAAAAACCUCCCUCACUGCCAUAGCAUUGUGCAAUAGGGACCACUCUGGAGAUGGUUUUAUAUUCUUUGCAUCAUCAUUACUCUGAAUUAAAGUGGUGUAAUUGGCUGAGCUGUUCCAGCCAAUCCUAUUUCUUUGUUAAUAUAUUCCAGAAUGCAAUUUUCAUUGACGUGCAGAGCCAAAUACAACAGCAUAUUAUUUAGCAGUUCUGCCUUUUGUUCUGAGGUGAACUCUGCUGUUUCACAGCUAGAAACAUAGAAUGUGAUGGCCGAUAAGAACCAUUCAGCCCAUCUAGUCUGCCCAAUUUUCUAAAUUCUUUCAUUAGUCCCUAGCCUUAUCUUAUAGUUAGGAUAGCCUUAUGCCUAUCCCACGCAUGCUUAAACUCCUUUACUGUGUUAACCUCUACCACUUCAGCUGGAAGGCUAUUCCAUGCAUCCACUACCCUCUCAGUAAAGUAAUACUUCCUGAUAUUAUUUUUAAACCUUUGUCCCUCUAAUUUAAGACUAUGUCCUCUUGUUGUGGUAGCUUUUCUUCUUUUAAAUAUAGUCUGCUCCUUUACUGUGUUGAUUCCUUUUAUAUAUUAAAAUGUUUCUAUCAUAUUCCCCCUGUCUCGUCUUUCCUCCAAGCUAUACAUGUUAAGAUUUUUUAACCUUUCCUGGUAAGUUUUAUCCCGCAAUCCAUGAACCAGUUUAGUAGCCCUUCUCUGAACCCUCUCUAAGGUAUCAAUAUCCUUCUGAAGAUACGGUCUCCAGUACUGUGUACAAUACUCCAAGUGAGGUCUCACCAGUGUUCUGUACAAUGGCAUGAGCACUUCCCUCUUUCUACUGCUAAUACCUCUCCCUAUACAACCAAGCAUUCUGCUAGCAUUUCCUGCUGCUCUAUUACAUUGUCUACCUACCUUUAAGUCAUCAGAAAUAACCACCAGCUACUACUACUUCAGUGAGGCAUAUUCAUCUAAUCUAAAAAACUCUAGAGUAAUCAUUGCUGUCCAUCUUUCCUAGGAUCCACGAAGACUGGGAAAAUCUUAUUCAAGCCCUGCGCACCCAGCUGGAGUCUAUCUACUUCCCCGAUACAGUGGAGGAAUGGAUGGAAGAGAAUGUGAAUCCCCACUUUGACCUCGUGCGUGGGAUGGCAAAAGACUUUCAGGAUAUCCUGCCACUCUAUGCGAAACCAAAAGAUGCUCCAAAGCUUUGAGCGGAUACCAUCAUAUUCCAGGAAAGGUCAAAAAAGGCAUUAUAUGGGUGCAACAUUUUGGGAUACAAGACCGUGUGAAUGUAAAUAUCUGAGCAGUGCAUAUGGAUAUAGAAGAAUGUGAAUACAGUAUACUUAUGCAGAACUGCGUACAUCUGCAGCAAGAUGUGUACACGCCAGAUAAAAAGGGACUGUUACUAAUACUCUGUCUCUGAUGAGUCUUAUGUCUUUGUGUGCCACAUAAGGGGCCCAGUUCUGCCCUGUCUGUAUGCUAUUCGGAGUAUUAACAUACUUUUUCUUGACAUGAGACAGAGAGUUCUCCCCUUCUCUUUUCAAGGUAUGUAUUAGAAAGGGGCAAAUGUGUUUAGAAAAUACUAGAUGAUUUUUCCAAGGAUCAGCCCAAAGCUCUGAAAUAUUAUAAUAGAACUCAAGCUGUUGUUACUACAAUAAGGGUCUCACUGACCUAUUCAAAAAAUUCCAGACACUAUUUUUCAUACCUAUACAGGUAAUAACAGUAACCUCAUGGGGAAAAAAUGGACGGGGAGAUUCAGCCCCUUUAAUAAUAAUAUUAUUAUUUUGAACUUAAUUGCCACUGGAUUUUGCAUUUGUUUUCCCUCUACUUACAGGCAGCAUUAGAAUCAUAAUAUUUAAAAAUACACAUUAAUUACAAAAAAUAAAAUAAUACACUACCACUAUAUCCAAGAUAUACAUGCGCGUGCCAAAUGGUUUGCAAUGUGAUGAGCCUCUGUCACUAUCUAGAUUUAUAUGACUGAGUGUCCUCUGGAUUUUUAGCUUUUUAGAUCAGAUCCCGACCCACGUUGUUUUGUCACAGUGUAUUUAGUUCUACUUUGUACAGCGUUGCGGAAUAUGUUGGUGCUGUAUAAAUAAUGACCAUUAUCCACAUAAGAGAAGCCAUGAAGAGAUAAUCUAUUCAUAAGGGCUUAUUUACUAAACCCCAAAUUGGAAUGAAUUGAAAGCUAAACUGUAAAAUGCUAACAAAAUAGCUCAUUUGGAAUAAUUUUCCGACUUUGCUAUAGUCACAGCUCUGCUAAAAUUUACAUUUUAAUUUUGAAUUCACAAACCUGUUAAUGUUCAGCAGAUAUUUCAUUGGAUAUCUAUUGUUUGAUACAUAUUAACUAAAGUAGUUUAAAUGUUUUUUUUAAAUCCAUAACUUGUUAGAAUGGGGAUAUUCUAUAACUCUUUAUGUAUGACAGCAUAGGGCCGUUUGGUUUAAUUGAUAUAGGAAUUGUUUAAAAAUUAUAAACCAUGUUCAUUCUUGUUUCUAUUUAAUUUGCACAUGUAAAUAAAUCCUAUUUUCCUAAA
This is a messenger RNA of Pelobates cultripes (western spadefoot toad), 39186 nucleotides long. The record is from the annotation of a GenBank genome assembly. Lineage: Eukaryota; Metazoa; Chordata; Amphibia; Anura; Pelobatidae.